AUGACGCCUCUGGCAUCCGAAUCCGAUGUUCACUAUACCGUCUUCGUGCGACUGCCGUUCCCUCGAGGUGACUUUAUUGAUCCUCCGCCUGCAAACUGGAACCUCGUCAAAGAUCGCGCGUUAUGGGAAAUCCUUUCACAGCCAUCCAAGGGCAAUGAUAUAGACUGGAAAGCCAUCGCCGAUGACUUCAACGUCACCCUUCCGUUCCUUCUCCAGCAAGCCGCAUGGCUUUACGAUCGUCAACUAUCCCAAGUCCGAGCGCAAAUGCUAAAAGUCGGCAAUACACAUUCACAAUCAACGUCUAUAGCACCAGGGCCAACUCCGGGAUCAGUUUCUGGAAGUGGCGCAUUAGGUGGACAACCCAUGAGGAGAGUCGGCAGUGGUGGUUCUCGUGUCCCGUCUAGGUUAUCCGUUGUUCAGAAAGAGACCCAACCGUCGAGGGUGGAAAGUAGCGCCUCUACGACGAAAGCUAAGACACCAUCCAUCCGAACAAAUUCUGCAAACAACGUCACUCAAACACAAGUAGCGGCUGAAACGAUAGAGAAACUGGCUCCAGAAAAACCAUUCAGUGGCCGAGAUUUACCCCGACGCGAGAGACCAGGUCUGGCUAUUCUUCAGAAAACACCCCAAACAACUCAACCGGUCGACGAUAGCCCGUCAUUGUCGCCCGGGUCCGAUACCGACUCCGAGUUAGGUGAUGACGACGACGAUAGCGAUGAAAAUGAUAUGCUGACGAGUCGGCGACUGCCUGGUGUUCGUCGAUUCGGGAAGUAUUCCAUGCACAAACCUAGCUUAAGGGACAAUCUGGAUGAUGACGAUGAUGACUCGCCUGCAUUCCUACCUCUAGCACGUGAAAAUGAAGUCAACGUUCAGCAUAUGAACUCGACACUUCGGCAACAAAACAAUAUACCCGAGACGUCGCGCCGACAAAUGGCAGGCUAUACUCCCUCACAUCGUCGGGAGUUGGUAAGUCUCGAUAGCUCAGCAAGUUCUGGUGUAGCAAUAGGCAGUCCGCGGGCCGGACCCCAACGUUCAACAGAGCCACUAAGUCCGCGACGAGUUGCGAAUUUGUCCCGGCAGAGUUCGAGACAGCAAGGUUCGGCGAAUCAAAGUAGUGAAGAAACGCCCAGUAUGGGUAGUAGUUUUAGUGACCUAGAUGAUGCGAGCGUCACACAAUCGGCUCUCGAAGAAGCUCUUUUGAGCAAUAUGCAACAUGGAGGGAUGGCGAGUCGAAUGAGCACGAUUAGCCAAGCGCUUCGCAGUCGGUACUUGUGA
Messenger RNA from Talaromyces marneffei, 1275 nucleotides. RefSeq lists its product as uncharacterized. Lineage: Eukaryota; Fungi; Ascomycota; Eurotiomycetes; Eurotiales; Trichocomaceae. Gene Ontology annotation, cellular component: phagophore assembly site. Gene Ontology annotation, biological process: autophagosome assembly. The transcript is spliced from 7 exons. Bases 1 to 1275 code for a protein of 424 amino acids. The record is from RefSeq and is a predicted model, not a curated record.